This is a messenger RNA of Eriocheir sinensis (Chinese mitten crab), 5542 nucleotides long. Its product is annotated as hemicentin-2-like. Bases 1851 to 3341 code for a protein of 496 amino acids. NCBI's taxonomy places the organism in Eukaryota, Metazoa, Arthropoda, Malacostraca, Decapoda, Varunidae. Gene Ontology annotation, molecular function: protein binding. The transcript is spliced from 12 exons. The record is from RefSeq and is a predicted model, not a curated record.
UGGUGUUGUGCUGGUCAGGUGGUGCCAGUCUAUUCCAAAUACCAAAUCCUAUUUCAAUAACCCACGACUGUUCGAUACUCUAUUUGCCGGCUGUAGCCAACAUACUCGUACGUGUGGAAAUAAAUGACCUACUAAAGAAUUAGCAGCAUAUUUGUUUGAAUGUUUUGCGGACAAAGAGUAAUCGAAUAAAGGAGAAAAUUCAGCUCCAACACUAAACCACGCCGGUGCAUUACCCGUUCAUUAGCGAAUCCGGCCCAACGCGGUAAUGCAGACUUAAUGGCAACUCUGGCUAUAAGAAAACAAGCUAAAACAAACGAGUUACAGCGCCGCGGCCAAGGUCCACACGCCCACACCAGAAGUCCGUCCUGCUUUUUUUAAACUUUUUACCCUCCCCCUCGCCUCCCCCGGGCCCGCAGUACUCCAGCUGAUGCCUUCCCGAGCAGGUGGCUCGACCCCUCCCGCCCCGCCCCGCCCAUGCCACCAUUACCCAGCGGCAGGCCGGACCACCAGCCGCCGCAAUGGGUGCCCCGCUAAGCCCCGCCUGCCCCGCCCCGCCCCGCUCGCCUCGGGUUUAUGGGCGCCGGCACAUUAACGCUGCAGGUCAAGGAGGAGGGAAAAAAGUGAGGAAAAGGAGAAAGAAUGCAUGCGUAAUAAGGAAAGGCAUUAUAAACCCUCGGCCGAUGUGCUGCAGCGGCUGGGGGCACAUGACCGCCGACAGGCUGGGGGGGGAGGACUGCAUGGGGCGGCUGGCGGGGAGGCUGCCGGCUGGGUCCCUCCAGCUGUUGCUCCCCCGACGCAUGUAACUCGAGCGUCGGUCAGCAAGACGCUCCUAAAAAUAGUUUUCAAAAAUGUUGGACGAAAGUUUGCAUUUUCCCCGCAAGAGGCCGCUCGUCAAGGGCCGCCGCCUCGCUGGGAGACUGUGUAUGCAGGGCGGGGGGUGGCGGGUGGGGGCGGCCCUUCGGACCCCGCUACACCCCGCUACGCCCCGCCUGUAUGUAUAUGGUGGACGCUGACGGGCGGCGGCUACCCUCAGCGGCGAAGGGCACGACUGAAUGAACCCAAACACUGAAGGACGAGAAAAAAGUAAACAAGAUGAAAGAAAUUGGAUACAAACGAUGUAAUUAACAAGAAAUAAUGGUACGAACUGGAUAUUGGCGGAACUAAUGACAGAUAACAGUAUAAAGUGGAUACAAACGAUGAAAUUAGUAAGAUAAUGGAAAUAACCGGAAACAGACGAUGAAAUAAACCAAAUAAUGAAAGGAAUUGGAUGGACACGAUAAUAACAAUACGAUAAUGGUAGGAACAGGAUACGAACGAUGAAAUAAAGAGCAGAAAAUGGAAGGAAUUGAAUGCAGACGAUAAAUAAAGAAUGGAUAAUGAGAGGGACUAGUUAGACGAUGAAACUGAUAAGAUAAUGGUGAAAAAAUCGAGACACAAGAUAAAAUUAAAUAGAUAGAAGCAACAUCAAACAGGCACGCGCAGUAAUGAGACAAGGGACGUUGGGGCUCGGUUAGCAGCGCGACAGUUUGCAUAGCGGCGACAUGGGUUCGACCUCUCUCUCAUAUUCGUGUUGUUAUUCAAGCUUACGUGGGGACUCUUACGCCAACCCAGCAGGGAAGAUGAAGUCGGCGGAGGAAGAAUCUGAUCACCUUACUCCGUGUGUCGAUGGCCCAUAUUCUCAAACACACUCGGGGCUCACACACCUUCAUAUGAUAAGGCUUUCGUAGAGGUAGUCUCGGCCCACGUCCGUCGUGAUCAAGGCCCCCGCCGAGCCGCUGGUGGAGGGCCGCAAGACCCGCCUGGAGUGCGUGGCGGCGGGGGCGUAUCCCUCGGCCGUCAUCUCCUGGGACAUGACCAUCGCCGGCCGCUCCAAGGUCCUCAAGUCCACGUCCCUGAGGAUGGGUGACGUGACCUCCUCGUGGCUGCCGCUGGUGCCCGAAGCCAGUGACCACGGCGCCACCCUCACCUGCCGCGCGCACAACCCCAACAUCCCGGGCCACGCCGCCACCACCUCCACCGUCCUCCAGAUCACCUUCGCGCCUCGGGUCACCCUCAAGCUGGGCUACAACCUCGACACUCGGCCUGUGACGGAGGGCGAGGAUGUGUUCUUCGAGUGUGAGGUGGCCAGCAACCCGCCGCCCCACACCGUCACGUGGUACAAGGACGGCGAGGAGGUGAAGCACGACAUGCGCGCCGGCGUGUUGGUGUCGGGGAACAACUUGGUGCUGCAGAUGGUGCGGCGCGUGUCGGCUGGGAAUUACACGUGCGCCGCCACCAACUCCCUCACCACCACCGCCUCCAACACCGUGCUGCUCGACAUCAAGUACCUGCCAGUGUGCGUGGACGGGCCUCAGAGCGUGGUGGUGGCGGAGGGCGAGGACGUGCGCCUGACCUGCCGGGUGGACGCCAAGCCCGAGGACGACCUUCGCUUCACCUGGUACUUCAACAACACGCUGGACACGGUGGAGGUGGAGCGGCAUCGAGUACAGGUCCGCUCGGGGCUCAGCUUCCUCGACUACACGCCAAGGUCUUCGCGGGACUACGGGAGUCUGGCCUGCUGGGCGACCAACACGGUGGGCACGCAGGCCGACCCGUGCCAAUUCACCGUCUUGGAGGCAGGCCCUCCGGAACGCGUCGAGAACUGUGACCUCGUUAACCUCACCGGCGGGACUCUGGAGGUGCAGUGUUCCCCGGGUCACGAUGGCGGCCUGCAGCAGUGGUUCAUCGGGCGCGUGUACGAGGCGGCGUCCCACAAGCUGCUGGCGACGCUGGAGGAGAAGACGCCGAAGUUCAAGAUGAGCGGCUUGACGCCCGGCCACGACUAUGUUAUCACGAUCACGGCGGCGAACAGCAAAGGGACGAGUGAACCGCAGGAGAUUGACGCUGUGAGGCUGAAGGUGGCGGAGAAGCGCAUGGGCGAGGUGUCCGUGGUGCCCGCCGUGUCGCCGCUGGUCGGGGUGUUCCUGGGCCUGGUCGGCGGCUUCGUGGGGCUGCUGCUGAUGGCCGUGUCCAUUACCCUCUUGCGCUCCUACAGGUGUCGCUGCCUGGCGGGGGCGGGUGGCGGGGCGGGGCGGGGCGCGGCAGGGGACGCGGCCGCCGCCCCCGCACCCCCCGCCACCAAGACCUCCCCCGCCGCCACGCCCCAGGACCCCCGCCAAGGCCCCGACGUUCUCCUCUCCGCCAGUAGUCGCGCGCUGCCUCAGGCGGCACCGCGGGCCAGACUCGUCACCAGCUACUGCGGCGGCGACAGCGUGGGCGUUGCGGGCGAGGUGGUGACGAGCGGCGACGGCGGUGACGAUGGGCAGCUGUCGUGGAGCAGACGGAUGUCCUCCUCGGUGUGAAGGGCUGCCGCCGCACGCUGGGAGUAGUAAGCCAGCCGGAGUUAGGCAGCUGGAGCGACGCCGCCACGCCACGCCACGCCACGCCGCCGCCCCCGUGUGACAGAGGCCUCGGGGGGUGUCAAGCGAGCCACGGGGAAAACGACCAACGAGAGAGAGAGAGAGAGAGAGAGAGAGAGAGAGAAGGAAAUAUCGUCUCCAGCUUCCCCUACGAAAGAACACAAGCACACAGCGAGUCAUCAGUCCUUCAGCCGGUCAGUCAGCCAUCGCAACCCAGAGUCGGAGUGCGCUCUGUUGUGGUUCUCUGCUCAGCGUCUCGUGAAGGGCACUAGCACGCCCAGCACCAGUGAUGUGAGGCAAAGAUUAGUAUUCUCUAUGUUCUAAGGGACCAUUUCGUGUGGGGGCUCUUAGCUUUGGACACACUGGCUCCUUGAAUCCGGCCCUGUCCACCCCCCGCGGCGCCUCUACACAAUCCCUUCCUUCCCCCCUUCACGGCUCCCUUCAUGGACAAAGGAAGACGUUGAUGCAUCGAAAGACAGCAACCUACCAUCGUGAACCUUUGUCCUGCCCCGAACUGACUCAACAAGACUUCGGAAACGUUACCGAAACAAAAAUAUCUCCUUUCAUGGCCAAGAAAAACGUUCAUGUCUCCAUUAGGAAGAAAAAAGUAUCCGCAAACGUUGUACAGUACUGAGGAGGCUAAACAAGACUUCGGAAACGUUACCAAACCAAAAAAAAUCUCCCUUCAUAACUCAGAAAAAUGUUCAUGUCUCUAAUAAGAAGAAAAAAGGGCCCACAAACGUUGUGCAGCAGUGAACAAACUCAUCAAGACUUCGGAAACGUUACCAAACCAAAAAAAUCUCCCUUCAUAACUCAGAAAAACGUUCAUGUCUCGAAUAAGAAGAAAAAAGGCCUACAAACGUUGUAUAGCACCAAACAAACUCCUCAAAACUUCGGAAACGUUACUAAACCAAAACGAUCUCCCUUCACGACGCAGAAAAACGUUAAUCUCCCAAAUAACAACAACAACAAUGCAUCCGCAAACGUCGUACAUCACUGAACAGGCUGAACAAACGUUACCACUGACUGAAACCUUAUCAAACUCAGUCCUCCAAAACGCUGCUGUGUCCAUAAAACAUUCCAGUACUCUCUUGUGGCCAGUGAGUGACGCGGAGCCGCCGAGGGACGUACACACAUACACGCCUUCAUGGUUUUGUAAAUAGUGUGCAGUGUAAAGUUACUGUCGCGGUGUGUGUGUGUGUGGUAGUGAGGUGGUGCCAAGGUAGAGGUAAAGUUAGGGGCAUACGCUAUAAUUGCUCAUGGCCUCAGUGCAUAUCUCCGUCGCAUGGUGAGACGUAUGUAAACUGAAGGAAAGAAGUGACAUUACGUGAGGUGGGUCCGUGAUAGCUGCCACAAGGGAACACACACAAGCCUUGGUGGUGUUGGUGUCGGUCCGUGUCCCCAAGUCUCAGCAAACAGGUUCAGGAAGAAGACAAGGGAAGAAUGGGACAGUCCAGGUUGUGGUGGUACAGCGUGUAGAGCCGUCUCGUGUGUUUGUUAAUGUGGAGAAAGAUGGUUUGAAGAGGAGGAAAGGAGCCAGAGUACCGAUACGUGAUGUGCUUUCGUGUAUUGGUACUUUCAACCUGUGAUGGAUUCCGUGGUCAUACAGUUUAGUUCUUAUGUACGUUUGAGUUUUGAGGACGGUAGUGACCAUGAAAGCUGUCUGAAGAACUUUAUUAACAUAGAUUUACUUCAAUAUCCAGACUUGAUGGUGUAUCCUUAAGUCAAAGUGAAAUUAUAUUCAUCAAAUACCACCAAGACUUUGCAUUUCUACUUUAUUGAAUAUCAAGUUGAAGGAAGUGUCGGUCGAGCUUGUUUUUAAUGAAUCGGUCGCCUUGCACUGGACCACUGAAGGCGGGAGUUUAUUCCUUCCUCGCAUUACAACGUUGGUGAAGAAAACUUUGGUGCAGUCUGAAUUUAUUCGUUUACACUUUAAAUUUUAUGCUGUUAUUUCUCGUUCGAGACGUGUCAUCGACCACUAACAAUUAGGAUUUGUCCACAUUCGUAAAACCAUUUUGUAUUUUAUAAACAUUCAAUCAUUUUCCUCGGAGGCGACAUUUCCCAAGAGAGAACAGAUUAAGGUUUGAGAGCCUUUUAUCGCAAGGUUUGUUGUACAAAGUAGGGAGGAUACAAAUAUAUAUUCA